AUGGAAACUAUUGAGCAAAACAAGCCUAAGGUGGUGGUGAUUGAUUCCUUGCAAUCAUGGGAAUCCUAUGUCAACCAAGCUUCUAACCAGAAUUCCCAUAUUGUUGUUCACUUUACUGCUUCAUGGUGCAUGCCAUCAGUGGCUAUGAUUUCGUUUUUUGAAGAACUUGCAUUAGAUUAUCCGGAUCUUCUCUUUCUCUCUGUUGAUGUUGAUGAAGUUAAGGAGGUGGCCACCAAGAAUGACAUAAAGGCAAUGCCGACAUUUUUGUUGCUGAAAGAUGGUGCUGCAUUGGAGAAGAUAGUUGGUGCGAAUCCAGAAGAGUUAAAGAAAAGGAUAGAUGGAUUUUCAUAUUCUCCUAAACACUCCCACGAUGCAGUUCCAUUCCCUACCUCUCCAACAACCCCUAUUCAUUGCCAAUUUUGUAACCGUCCCAAAACAUCGUCAUGGCUACCAUUCUUUAUGACCUUCUAUAAACCUGACAGGAAUAAAAAUAAAUCAAAAGAACCAACUGUAAAAAAUAAGGGAAAUUGUAUUAGAAAUAUUUACACUGUUGUUGCAUUUUGUGCUGGUAAUAAGGUAUAUUUGCAAACGACAAAUGAACUAUUUGAGACGAUUUUUUGGAGAUCCAAAAAAAUGACAAUUUUUGAUGCGGAAUGUUGUAUCGAGGAGAUUUCAAAUCUUCAAAUAUUCUUCUGGGUAUUAGUAAUAACACUUUUGUACACAUAUCCUACUGUCCUCCAUUCUUGCUUUCAAAAUUGGAUAUUCCUAGGACACUUGAAUAUUUGCUGCUUACAAGACCAACGAGUUUUUUGCCUUUUUCACAGCAUCAAGCGACUGCACGUUUUAAAUUUGGCAUGUGCAAUUGAAAUAAGCAAACAUCAAACUAAAGCUUGGAUCUGGAACUUUGAUAGGAGUUCCUAUUCCUCAAGAGCACUCAACAUCUUCACAUAUAAUUUAAUCCGCCUAUGA
This is a messenger RNA of Vicia faba (fava bean), 969 nucleotides long. Lineage: Eukaryota; Viridiplantae; Streptophyta; Magnoliopsida; Fabales; Fabaceae. The record is from the annotation of a GenBank genome assembly.